AAUUGUGAAUGGAACAGCUGUUUAAUUGCAAAACGACAAUUUUGUAAACAUUAUUUUUCGUUUUUAUCAACUAAAAUUAAAAUUUUUAAAAUAAUUUAAAAACAUAAAAAGAAAAAAUGGCCAAAGAUGAGAAAACGGGAACAAAAAGAUCUCGUCGAGAUAGAGGACGUGACAAAGCAAAACCACCAACAAAAAUUGUUAUACGUCACUUGCCACCCACCAUGACCGAGGAAGAGUUUCUUAAGCAAAUUGAUCCUUUGCCGGCACAUGACUUUUAUUAUUAUGCCGAAGCAGAUUGGUCCUUAGGAUUUGAUGCCACUUGUCGAGCCUAUAUAACAUUUAAGAAUUAUGAUGAUGUUUUUCUAUUUCGUGACCGUUUUGAUGGCUAUGUUUUCGUGGACAAUAAGGGUAAUGAAUAUGCGGCCAUAGUGGAAUUUGCACCAUUUCAGGGAUUUCUUAAGAAUAAAUCACGUGGCAGUGAUAAUAAGGUUAAUACCAUUGAACAGGAGUCCCACUAUCAACAAUUUCUUAAGAAACUAGAGGAAGAACGCGAGGCGGCCUCUAAAGGAGGAGAAACAAAAUUGGAAUUUUCUUUGGAUAGCAAAAAGGAAGAAAUAACUUCCACACCUUUGCUACAAUAUUUGGCUACUAAGAAGGAGAAACGACGUGAGGAUGCCAAGAAACGUACUGCAGAAAAGAAACGACGUCGUGAAGAGGAAAAAGAGAAACGUAAACAAAAUCAACCCACUGCCCAGCCCAUAAAGGUAUUAACUCCCGAAGUCUCUAACAAGAAAGCCGAUAAUUCCGAAACGAAAACUAAUCAAACUAGAGAAGAACCCAAAAAUGCCAGAGCUCGUCGUCGCGAGGAACGUAAUCGUUUAAGACAUGAGGCUUAUUUGCAAAAGAAAAAAGCGUUCGAAGAGCAAAAGAAACUGGGAGGUCUAACGACAAAUGCGGAAAAAGAAGCAGGCAAUAAUCAAAAUAAAAAAGAGGAAGAGCACAAAAAAGAUAAAGGCAACGAAAGUGAUGCUAAAACCUCCUCUGAUACCGCUAGCAAACCUGUAGAGAUUUUAAAGAAAUCUAAAGCCGAUGAACUAACCGAAUCUGUACGCAAUUUUAUUUUCACAGCUGCCACCAACUUACCUACGGUAACGGCGGAGGAUAAAACAGACAAAGAAACUAAGACGGAAAUAGAAAGUAAAACUAAAUCUACGGAGGAUUUGGAAAAGUUACAGGAUAAACUAGCAAAAGUUGAUAUCAAUAAAAAUGCUUCGAAUAUGGAAGAGGAUAGAAAGCCUGUCAGGGAGGAAAAAAACAAACGGGAAAAAUUGACACAAAAGCAAUUGGAAGAAAAACGUGAGGAGCGACGCAUAAGAAAUAAGGCACUAACACAGGCAUAA
This is a messenger RNA of Lucilia cuprina (Australian sheep blowfly), 1400 nucleotides long. RefSeq names its product regulator of nonsense transcripts 3B (gene Upf3). Gene Ontology annotation, cellular component: cytoplasm; nucleolus. The record is from RefSeq and is a predicted model, not a curated record. The transcript is spliced from 3 exons. Gene Ontology annotation, molecular function: mRNA binding. NCBI's taxonomy places the organism in Eukaryota, Metazoa, Arthropoda, Insecta, Diptera, Calliphoridae. Bases 117 to 1400 code for a protein of 427 amino acids. Gene Ontology annotation, biological process: positive regulation of translation; nuclear-transcribed mRNA catabolic process, nonsense-mediated decay.